CACAUAUCACAAACCUGGCUAAAAGGCAGAUUGACCUUGGCUGGGAGUUGGACAGCAGUCUCCCUGAUGUUCUCCCUGUUCUUCUUCUUCCUGUUCUCAAAAGUGUCAUUUUUGGAGUGUAAGGAGGAAGGGACCUUCUGCUGCCUAAAAAGGACUUUCAGUUCCACAUACUACAGAGAUGGUGAUCUUGUUAUUGGAGGAUUUUUUCCUUUAGUUCUCCGUAAAUUGAACAAAUUUCCAGUUUGGAAAAAGUUUGAGUUGAACCCUCAAAACAACACUAAGGAGUAUGAGUGGCUGCUCAAACACUAUUAUCAAGUCUUGGCAUUAAUGUUUGCCAUUGAAGAAAUCAACAGGAACCCCAAUCUGUUACCCAACAUUACUCUGGGAUUCCACAUCUACAAUGCCUAUGCCAAUGAUGACAAGACUUUGGAGAGUUCCCUCAUGUGGCUCUCAGGCCAGGGACAGACCAUUCCAAAUUACAGCUGUGACAAGGGGAAGUCGGUGGUGGUCAUUGGAGGGGACACUUCUGAUUUAACUAUCGCCAUGGGAAGCCUACUGGAGCUCUAUAAGUUCCCACAGCUCCAUUCCUUUCUGAAGAACAUCCACUUCAACAAUAGUGCUGGAAAGCAGGUGGUCUUGGAUGCAAAGAGGAAGUCUAUGGCAAACUAUGACAUUCUCAACUAUGUGACCUUUAGCAAUGAUACCGAAGUCCUGGUAAAAGUGGGAAAGUUUACUCCUCAGGCUACAGAUGGUGAAGAAUUCACCAUCCAAGAGAAGGCAGUAGUAUGGGCCACAAGGCUUAGAAAGGUGAAGGAUAAUUAAAAUGUUAGCUUUGUGAAACAUCUAAAUAUAAAAAUAUAGACCAUCAAAAUAUUCACUAGCCUUUUUAAAAGAGGCAAAUGCCACAAAAACAGUUUGGAGAAAACAGCUUACAAAUCAAGACUUCAUACACAAUUCAGUCUAGAAAGGGCAAAGAAAAAAUUAAAAAAAAAAAAAAAACAGAGCAUGUGUUUCUUUGGAUGAAAAGCCCAAGAAAUAGUGAGGUUUCCCAAUUGCAUAGCUGAGAAAGUAGGAAAAGCAUCUGAUCCAUGGCUUCCAAAGGAGAAAAAGUGGGAACAUUCUAAACCUUCUCAUGAUUUUUGACCAUUUCCUGCUAAACCCAGGAAAGUUGCCAUGAAGUUGCAGUGUCCUGAUUAACAUCUCAGCUGUCAAUACACUAGACUUCUAGUAUAAUAUUCUAGAUUUUCUCAUGCCUAGCUCGAGACCCCAUUAUUUGGAAAAUAUUUCCCAAUUUUUAUCAUAUAUUUCAAACAUGAUAUCAAACAGACAUAAAUUUGUCAAACAUUUAUAAACUAAUUUCUCUGCUGGGGGAUCCCUUUUCUUAUCUGGGCAUUGACACAAUUAAAGAACAAAAUACACAGGGACAAAUGGAAUUAGACAAAUCUAUAAUUUUACUAUAGUGAAACAAACCACAAUAUCUGAUCAAGUCAGUAUAAAUAUAUUAGUCACUUUCAGGUUUUCUAGUGAUAAGGGUAUACUAUUAUAGGAAUGUAAAUUGUGCUAAAAUUGAACAACCAGUAGGGCUGAAGAAGAAAUUGAUCUUCUUUUUAUAAAACAAUCCCUUUCUCCCUCAAAAAAAUAUAAUAUACAAGAUACAAUAAUCGUGUAUUCAUUCAAAUAGAACUUAAUGACUUGGUAAAUAUUUGGGGAGAUACAAAGAUACCAUCAAUAUCCUUCACAAGUGGCUCCUUCUUGUUGACAUUUCACUAAAACUUGUGGGUUCGAAUAUAAUUGUGCUGAACACAUGUUUAUUUCAAUCUGCAGAUAAGUUCAGUAUCCAACUUCACUUUCCAGCACAGCCCUCUUCAUUCUUGAGAUAAAAUUCAGUUUCCUAGAAAGAUGCAGGGAAUCAAAAUCAUUAAACAGAAUGUGUAUUUGUACUAUCUGUUAAUAUAUAGGGCAGUAUAGAAAGUUGAAGAAAUAGCUGACUUUUUCACAGGAUUUCCUGCAAGGUAGAGCUUCUACUCCAAAAUGUAUAUAGAGUUAUUGAUUCUCCUGGCUUCUUCCUUUUCUGCAAAUGCUCAGUCUUUACUUUGCUCCUGAAAAUUAUUGAAAUACUAAGAUUAUUCAAUCCCUCCACAUCCAGACCCUCAAAAUCUUUACGUCAGAAAAAGAUUACUGCUUUUUGUACAAAUUAUUUGUUUGUUAGCAAGUCUCUCAAAUAAUAGCUUUAAAUAUUUUUAAGAAAUCUAUAGGUACUUUCACAUUCAGUUCUGAUAAUAAAAUGCAUAAUACUCUAACUUAAUAAAAGUGAUCACUUUUAAGUGGGAGAAAUAAUCAAUGAAGCACUAUCUUUACAUUCUACACACAGAAACACACAAACACACACAUACAUACACACACACAAACACAAAUACUAGUUUUAAUAUUUGUUUUCCUGAGAAAUUAAUGAGAAUUUAUUCAGAAAAAAGUCUUUAGUCUCCAAAUCUGAUAUUUUUAAGUGAUUUGGAAAAUGACUGCAUUAACUUUUAAAUACUUCUCCAAUACACUGUACUAAAAUACUAUUAGCAAAAGCCUCUUUUGGUCAUAAAUUCUGCUAUUUCCCCCCCAGGAGAUUGAUAAAUUCUUAUACAGUAAGAAAAAACUGCAAUUUCAGCCUCGGAUAUUGUUAUUCUUCAUGUUUUCCCAACUCUUUGAGACACCACAAAAGAUACCACACCAUGGUCUUUUCUCCUCAACAUCUCAUGAAUACUACUAUUGUUUUCUUUCUUUUAUAGUAUCUAUCUAUCUCUUCCUCUGUAAUUCACUUUUCUUUUUGUCAGAGCAGGAACUUUUCCAGUGGGUCCCAUUUUCUCAAUAUGGAGACAAAAUAUUUAGGCUACAGUUUCAUCGCUUGACUUUCCAAAUGUUUUGCCUGGAUUCGUUUUUGCCAGUACUGACUGGUUUCAUCUCUGUGCUGUUUUAGGCAGUGUCAAGAAUCUUCUCCAGCACCACAAUUCAAAACUGUUGAUUUUGCAGGGUUCAGAUUUCCCCAGUCUAAAUCUCAAAACCAUUGUUGACAGAAAAGCCACAGCUUUGUCUGUACAGAUUUUUGCUGUUUUUUCUCUGCUGUUCAGAUAUAUCUGCUUCAAUUCCUUCUCUGUUUGUUAACAAGAAAGUGAUGCCGGCAAUCAGCAAGAUUUUUGCUGUUAUUUUGUUGAUUUUAUUGUAUACUUCUAGCUUUAAAUGUAAUUUUUUUCAUUCAAAUCAAGAGGGUUUUUGAUUUUUCUUUGCUUUUCUCCUCACAAAGUUUUGUCUUAUUAUCUGAGAUUGUUGGUAUU
Antechinus flavipes (yellow-footed antechinus) is the source of this 3320-nucleotide messenger RNA. Its product is annotated as vomeronasal type-2 receptor 26-like. NCBI's taxonomy places the organism in Eukaryota, Metazoa, Chordata, Mammalia, Dasyuromorphia, Dasyuridae. Gene Ontology annotation, molecular function: G protein-coupled receptor activity. The record is from RefSeq and is a predicted model, not a curated record. Gene Ontology annotation, cellular component: membrane. The coding region runs from base 67 to 822 and encodes 251 amino acids. The transcript has 3 exons. Gene Ontology annotation, biological process: G protein-coupled receptor signaling pathway.